Athene cunicularia (burrowing owl) is the source of this 2309-nucleotide messenger RNA. It is a transcript of the gene THAP1, whose product is annotated as THAP domain containing 1. Gene Ontology annotation, molecular function: sequence-specific DNA binding. The annotation marks the transcript as partial. Lineage: Eukaryota; Metazoa; Chordata; Aves; Strigiformes; Strigidae. The record is from RefSeq and is a predicted model, not a curated record. The transcript is spliced from 2 exons.
CCCAAUCCCGUGUUGCAGAGCUUUCCAAAAAAGCUGAAAGUGCUUCUUAUUUACAGGUUUCCUCUUACACGACCCGAUCUUUGCAAGAAAUGGGAAGCUGCUGUUAAAAGGAAAAACUUCAAGCCAACCAAGUAUAGCAGCAUUUGCUCAGAACACUUUACUCCCGAUUGCUUUAAAAGGGAAUGCAACAACAAGCUUCUGAAAGAAAAUGCCGUGCCCACAAUAUUUUGUUAUACUGAACCCAGUGAAAAGCCUGAAGAAUUUGCAGAACAGCCGGAAGAUUCACUACCACCUCCUCCAUUGCCACCACCACCACCACCACCACCACCACCACCAGCUCCAGUACUACCGCCAUCUCCAUCAACUCCUUCUUUUCAUUUGUCUCAAAUAGAUGCCAGAUUUGUAGAUCCAAGUAUUGGAUUAUUGAUGCCUCCUCUCCAGACCCCUAGCAAUCUUGCUGUUUUUUGUGAUCACAACUAUACUGUAGAGGAUACAGUUCAUCAGCGAAAAAGAAUUCAGCAGCUGGAGGAACAAGUUGAAAAACUACGGAAGAAGCUCAAGACAGCGCAACAGCGAUGUCGGCGUCAGGAAAGACAAAUUGAAAAACUGAGAGAGAUUGUUCAGUUUCAGAAAGAAAAAGACAUAUUGGCAGGAAAAGGCUAUGUAAUUCUGCCCAAUGACUAUAUUGAAGUUGUAGAAGUACCUGCCUAGAAGUCAUGAACAUCAGUUUUCACUUUGCUAGGCCAAGAAAUUUAGUUUAAAAACUAAAUGCUCUCUAAUUCUGUGUGUAAGACUUUCCAGAAUUCUAAACCAGUAGAUAACCAGUCAUGCAAAUGGGAUCACAUUUUUCUUUGUUGUCAUUUCGGUUUGAUACACUUUUAAUAUAUUGAAAAUGCAAGCAUCUCAGAAUUAGAAUAUGCAUUUAGUUUACAAAAUCUGAAUUGCUUUACAGAAGGAAAGGAUGCAAGGUUGAAUACAUUUAAAAUCUGGGGGGGGUUUGGUUGUUCUUUUUUUUUUUUACAAUGGCUGUCUUAUGCUUACAGGGUAUGGGGAGCUGAAUCUGGCUGAGAGUGAAGUUGAGGUUGUUUUACACUUAGUGCAAAGCUUUGUCAAGGCAUUUAAUGUUGGCUUUGGUGAUCCCUAGGAAGUAGUUUUCAUUGCUUUCAGAAGGAGCAGAAUUAGGCCAGCUAAGAACACCUGCAAGUGCUGCAGAAACAUAGAGAAAUAUAACAUACACAUUUCAGCAUGACAGAACUCCAACCUGUUUGCUCUGCCUUCAAAGCACUGCAAAAAGUCUAAUUCCUUUGGUAAAGUACGUAAAUUAACCUCUUCUUUUGGAGUAACCUUUCACCGCAUUUGUGUUGUGAGGGAGAUGGGAAGAAUUAUUUAGCAUAGCUGGCAAGAGCUGUAGAAGAGGCUUUUCAUUUGAGGGCACUUAGAAAUAUUCUUGGAAGUGCAGUGCUGCAGUGAACAUACAUAUUAUUGGACUGUUGGCAGUAUCAAGAAGGCACUAUACUGUUCAGGGUACUGCUUCUCACAAGUACUCUGAUAACAUACAGUCCACAGUAUGUUGGAGUGCAGUGUUCCCAUAAACAAUGUAACUGGUAGAAUGUUGUCCUCAUCUUUGAAACUCUUGGUCUUAACUCACAUCUCAACUGUAGUUUUUUAACUUAUCCAGUGUGUCAGGCAUUUGUGACUUUCAUUGCAGUAUGCUGUGAUUUUCUUUCUUUCUGUUUGUUGGUUUGUUUUUUUUUUUUAUCUGCUCCUUAAAAGACAUCUGCCAAAGGGCGAUUGCAGAAUUAGACUUUGGGAGCUGCUUGGUGCUAGACUGGUUUUAAUAUCUCAAAUGCUGCUGCCUCUAUUUCAGCCUUAUUAAGACUCUUUCUAAAAAUAAUUUAGCAUGACGAAGUAGUGCAGCAGUUUGCACUUACAGUCUAAUAAUUUGCUUAAUCAAUGAACUCUUUCAAAACAAGAGAAAAUGGCAUCAUGCUAACUAACCCUAUUGUAGCCUUCACAGCUGAAAUUCCUGAAUAUAUUAGACAUGAGGAAAAUUACUUUUCUCAGUCCAUGGCAAACUUGUUUGUGGUGUGGAUUCUAGCUCUUGAUAUUAAUCAAGCCCUGUUCAUGAUGUCUUUAAAAGCUUCCCUGUUAGCAUGACAUUCUGAAAUGUUUUGAACCAGUCUUGAUACUUCUGACCUCACUCAUGCCAUGUAUCUAGUUUUCCUACCGUUUCAUAUACUUAAGAUGAACAAAAAUGCUGAUGCAUCCUUUUGUGUACAUUUAUUAUACCUGAUUAAAAAUGAAAAGCA